Molecule: messenger RNA, 2717 nt
Organism: Microplitis demolitor
Lineage: Eukaryota; Metazoa; Arthropoda; Insecta; Hymenoptera; Braconidae
Product: kanadaptin
Exons: 2
Coding region: 174-2435 (753 amino acids)
Molecular function (GO): protein binding; mRNA binding
Source: RefSeq, a predicted model, not a curated record
UUACAGUUUACAUUUACGUCGCGCUCCCUUUAUAAUCGUUUAGUUUAAUAAUUGCGUUGAUAUUUAUUUAAUAAAUACUUUUAAAUUCUGUAAAGUUCAAUAUUUAUAAAUAUAUGAAUAACAAAUAUAUAGACUGAGUUUAUAUAUUUAGUGUCAUUUAAUUUAAAAAUUUAAUGACAAUUAUGGAGGUUAAUUCUGAAGAGAUUAAAAAAUUUAAUGAUGAUUCUGCUGAUAAAAUCAGUAAUGAAAAGGCUGACGAAAUGAUUCCGUCAGAUUUAAAACAAGAUUCCAAGUCUGUAGAGUCAGAAUCAAAUACAGUUCCAAUGUCAGUUGAUGAAUCAAAGCCAGAUCAUAGUUUAGAAACUGAAGAUCAAUUAAAAUCAAACCAAGAUCUAAAGCUUGAUGAGUCUAAAGUAGACCCAGAAGCAUUGAAGUCAACAGAUGAAUUACCUGGUCAAGGAGCAUUUAAAAAGCCAGCGCUAUUAAUUGGUCCUCGUCGAGGUAAGACAGGAUCGAUACGCAUACUAUCGAAUGGAAAAGCAUCUCAAGUAGCUUCAGUAGCAGUUCAAUCAACAUCUGACAGCUCUGAUGAACCAGAAAUAAUAUCAGAGUCAAUAGAACCACCGAAAGUAUCAACUCAGGAUCACAAGCAACAACUACCGUUGCCUUACAAAGAACCAGCAUGGGGAGGAAGUCCCUCCGGUGACUACAAAGUUGAAGUAUUAAAGUCAGGAGUGAUAUUGGACACUAUAGAUCUAACGAACAAAAGUUUCCACGUGAUUGGACGUCUUCCGGUCUGCGAUAUCCCACUUGCGCACCCGACAAUCUCGCGGUACCACGCGAUUCUCCAGUACCGCGUCAACGGGGAUGAAAAAAACGGCCCGGGAUUUUAUCUGUACGACCUCGAAAGCACCCACGGGACUUUUUGGAACGGCUGCCGCAUAAGGCCCAAGACCUACGUCAAGCUCCAAGGUGGACACAUGCUAAGAUUCGGGUGCAGUCAGCGUAAAUUUAUUGUGCAGACACCCGUUGAGGAAGAGGAGCAGGAGUCCGAGUACACGGUGACGCAAUUGAAGGAGAUGCGCCGACAGGAGUUAAUGGAACGGGAGAAAGAAGAACGAGAACGCCAGCAGAUGUUCGAAGAAAUGGAGCGGCUGAGAAAAGAAAAAGAAGAAGCUGAUGGAAUAGACUGGGGGAUGGGUGAAGAUGCUGACGAAGAGACUGACAUGACUGAGAAUCCUUAUGCUAUGACUAAUAAUGAAGAAUUGUUUCUUGACGACCCCAAGAAAACGCUCAGAGGAUGGUUCGAGCGCGAAGGUUUUGACUUGCAGUACCAGACUGAGGAGAGAGGAGUCGGGCAGUUUCUAUGCUGGGUCGACUUGCCUAUUGAAGCGGCGGUAGGUCGCAACGUACGUGCGGAAGCUUUGGUAAAGGGCAAGAAGAAAGAGUCAGUUAUCCAGUGCGCUACUGAGGCAUGUAGAGUUUUAGACAGAUACGGAUUGCUGAGACAGGCCACGCACGAAGGACGCAAACGCAAAUCACGUAAUUGGGAGGAGGAAGAUUUUUAUGACUCUGAUGAAGACAAUUUCCUAGAUAGGACUGGUACCGUUGAACGCAAACGCGAACAGAGGAUGCGCAAUGCUGGUAAAUUGGAGACUAAGGCUGAAACUUACUCGACGUUGGUGGAAAAAUUGUCUGGAGUUACGAAAGAAAUAAAGGAGAUUGAAGUAAAGCUGAAGAAACAUCAGGACACCAAGCGUGGGGUUGAUUCAGAUUCAAAUGAAGAUGCUCUUGAUGCUUUUAUGUCGAAUUUGAGCUCUGCUGUCUUAAAUAAGAGUGACAUUUUGAAAAUGAAGUCCCAGUUGCAGCAAUUGAAGAAAGAAGAAGAGAACCUGAAGAAGUUGGUUGAUUUUGCUAAACCAGCAAACUUGCCGUCGUUGGUUUCUAGUUCAGCAGUGGAAGACCAGGUAGAGAAGCCAGAGAUAGAAAAACGACGCAGAACUGACGAUGAUGACAGUUUGGUUUGUAAGUUGGUGGAAGAUGAAGAGAGGAAAGUGUCCAAGAGUCGGUACGGGCUGAUCAAGAGCGAAGAGAUUGCUGUCAUUCAGAAAGAGCUUAAGCAGGGUGAUGAGGCUGAUGAGCAAGAGAGUGUCGAAGAAAAGAAGAUUGAAGAGAAUAAAGCAUUUGAAGGAAAAAUUGAGCAAGAAGAGAGUAAGAAGACGGAGAAAAAAGAUGAGGAAUUAUCGGAAGCUGAGCUCCUGAGAAGAAAGAAGAAAAAUAUGAAGCGCGCGCAGAAGAGGGCUGAGAAGGCGGCUAAAGAAAGUAAGAAAUCUUAUGACGAAGAUAUUCAUAGCGUUGAUUAUUCCACUUGGGUGCCGCCUUCCAAUCAAUCUGGCGAUGGACGGACUAGUUUAAAUGACAAGUUUGGUUACUAGGCUACAAUAGGUAAUUAAGGACAUUCUCAAACAGUGGUUCCCACUUUUUAAGAAUUUUCAAUGACAAUUGUUAUACAUGAUUCAAAAUUUUAUCAAUUAAUUAAAAAAAAAGUCAAGUAUUAAUUAGGAAAAGGACAAUUUCGCUGAUAUAGAUUUUUAAAAAUAUUACUUUCAGUUAAUAUCAAUUGGGAGUUAAACGAAAUUUGUAAAAUAAAUAUCAGUAAAAUCUUCAUGUCAAUUAUAUAACUAAAAUUUUCAAAUUUUGUAGGCUAACAUUUAUUC